Aspergillus nomiae NRRL 13137 is the source of this 624-nucleotide messenger RNA. RefSeq names its product MutT/nudix family protein. Gene Ontology annotation, cellular component: cytosol; nucleus. Gene Ontology annotation, biological process: nucleoside phosphate metabolic process; ribose phosphate metabolic process. Gene Ontology annotation, molecular function: ADP-ribose diphosphatase activity. The coding region runs from base 1 to 624 and encodes 207 amino acids. The record is from RefSeq and is a predicted model, not a curated record. The transcript has 4 exons. NCBI's taxonomy places the organism in Eukaryota, Fungi, Ascomycota, Eurotiomycetes, Eurotiales, Aspergillaceae.
AUGUCUGAUCCUAAGGCUUUGAGGUCGGAGAUUAUUGCUAGGGGCCCUUUGGAUCCUAAAGAGGCUAGAUGGACGAGAUUAGUCAAGACUACAUACCGGGAUCCUACCGGUGUAGAAAGGACGUGGGAGUCAGCGGAGCGUCAGACCCGCCCAGCAAACUGCGCAAUCGACGGUGUGGGGAUCGUGACCAUUCUCAACAAAUCGACGGGUCCAGAACUCCUUCUCCAGAAACAGUAUCGUCCUCCUAUCGACAAGGUGGUUAUUGAGGUUCCGGCUGGUCUCAUAGAUGCUGGAGAGACGGUGGAAGAAUGUGCCGUGCGCGAGCUUAAGGAGGAAACGGGCUAUGUGGGAGUGGCGGAGCAAACGAGUACGGUGAUGUAUAAUGAUCCCGGUUUCUGCAACACGAAUCUCAACAUGGUUCAUGUCCGAGUUGACAUGUCCUUGCCGGAGAACCAGAACCCGCAGCCACAGCUCGAAGAAAACGAAUUCAUCGAAUCAUUCACAGUGCCGCUGGCCUCUCUUUUCGAGGAGAUGAAAAAGCUUGAGGCCGAAGGAUAUGCUAUUGAUGCCCGUGUGGGAACAAUAGCAGAGGGUAUCGAGCUUGCGCAGAAGUGGAAGCUAUAG